AUGCUACAGUUCGCGCAGUUCGAGAACAGACUGAAAGCAAUACGGAACCCACUUUACGUGCAGGUGUACGAGACGGACGACCCGCUGGUGAAAGAAUUUCCCAGGGUUGGGCUCGUUGGCCUGGCCCUGGAAGUGCAGGACGACGAGUGCCUGCGGGUGAUGGCCGAUGAGUUCCAGAACCCACGGGCCGGUUUCAUGAACCACAUCUACUGGGAGGACUUGGAGGAGCCGGGCGACAGGCUGAAUGCGCAGAUGAAGCCGAGGGGGAGGAGCCUGAUGCGUGUACAGUAA
Molecule: messenger RNA, 291 nt
Organism: Anthostomella pinea
Lineage: Eukaryota; Fungi; Ascomycota; Sordariomycetes; Xylariales; Xylariaceae
Source: the annotation of a GenBank genome assembly